AUGACUUCUCAAACCCCCUUCCUUCUGACUGGCGUUACCGGCGGACUAGGAGCAAAGAUCCUCGAAGACAUGCUCAAUGUCCACAAAAUCGACCCUUCGAAGAUAAUUGCGACCUCAAGAUCCGACAGCAAUCGGUCCAAAUACGAAUCUCGAGGUCUACACUUCCGUGUCGCAGACUACAAAGACCCCUCAACUCUCGACUCAGCGUUCAAGAACGUCAAGGAGUUAUUAUUCAUGUCCUCCUCCGAACGCGACAACACAACCCGCAACCGCGAACAUCUCAACGUGAUCGAAGCCGCGAAGAAGAACGGCGUCGGGCGAGUCUGGUAUGUCUCGCUGGCCUUCGGCGGCUGGACGGAUUCCUCCAAAAUCGGUUUCCAGCAGGCCCACUACGAGACGGAGAGGUUGCUCGCGCAGUCUGGAUUGGAAUUUGUGAAUCUCAGGGCGGGCAUCUACAGUGAUGCGUUUCCGCUGUUUUUGAACUGGUACCCCGAGAGUGAGAGGGUUUUGUUUCCGGAUGUGGAUCCGCCGGUUGAGAGGGGACAGAUUGCGUUUACGACGAGGGAUGAAUUGGGCGAGGGGAUGGCGACGUUGUUGGUUAAGGGGUUUGGGGCCUUCCCGAGCAUCACGCCCAAGACGGAAAAGAAGAUCGUCCUCCUAACCUCGCAAUCCACAGACUCCAUGGUCGACCUCGUCGCCGCCAUCGACAAGGCACGUCCCAGCAAGCCAAAACUCCCCAUCGAAUACCUCUCCCCGCAAGACUGGAUCGCUACCUCGGCAGAUGGUGACAUCGGAGGAAAGGGUACGCCCUGGUUCCAGGCGAGACUGGUCUUUGUGGAGGGUGUUUGUAAGGGGGACGCGGAGGUCAUUGAUCCGGCGCUGGAGGUGCUUUUGGGUAGGAAGCCGGAGACUGGUGUACAGGCUGUGGAGAGGCUUGUUAGAGAGGCGGGUGGGGAGUAUAGAUGGCAUCAGAAUCAUAUUAAUGGGGAUUGGAGUGGGUUGAGGGCUGGGAAAUAG
Molecule: messenger RNA, 1017 nt
Organism: Zasmidium cellare ATCC 36951
Lineage: Eukaryota; Fungi; Ascomycota; Dothideomycetes; Mycosphaerellales; Mycosphaerellaceae
Exons: 2
Coding region: 1-1017 (338 amino acids)
Source: RefSeq, a predicted model, not a curated record